AUGCCUCCAAAACGGAAGCGCAACGACAGGGCCUCCGAGGCAGGCAACCGAGCCGCGCCUCAUCGUCCCUCGGAUACUGGGUUGGCUCAGCACGAUAGAGAUUACCAAGAUGGGUCCCAGCAUCGUCGGGGCCCUGGUGGUGGGAGGAAUACUAGGCGGAAUCACGAUCGUCGCGACUCUUCAGGACCUCAAGCUGGGGCUGGAGCUAAUCAUCGAGCGCCCGCUUCACCGGCUGUUGCUCGACCCUCCAGUUCAUCCUCACAAGCUGCACUUCACUCCGCUCAGCCCGCCCCCCCUCUGACGCACAUACCCUCAGCCAUCGUGUACCAGCCUACCCAACAACCCCGGAUACCCACUUCGGCAAAUUAUAACUACGUUGUCCUGACCGAAGCCCGUUUAUCAACAUGGCAGCAAGGCGGGCGUCAAGAAGUCAUCGAUCAUGGAAUUACAUCAAGAAGCGACGAAGAUCUCGAAGAGAUUUCUACCAUCUCGCAAGAGUUCACACGCGCUGUACUGGAAAAAUGCCUGACGCCGACUGAUGCCGGCAGCUGCAUGAAGCAGAUUCUUGGGCCCCCAGCCGAAACCGACCUCGGUGUCAGCUUCACUCUUGAUGCUCAGACGCUCUUUCUAGAUACUAUUUCUAUUUUCAUUGACUCGAAUGACACAGCAUCUACCUUCAAUCUUCGAGACUUCAUCGCUGCGACUGAAUUGUCCCCACAGCUUGUGCGGGAAGUACUUGAUGCACCAGCUUUACAACAACUUGGCCUGAUACGGGAUAACUUCGUCAAGCUCGGGAUCAAGUAUGCGACCAACCAGCUCUAUCGUCAAGCGAACUACAACCUAUUAAGAGAAGAAACGGAAGGGUAUUCGAAACUUGCCGCAGAAUUAUACCGAACACCGUACCAGUCUCAGGGGCAUCACGACUUCGUCCUCGUUCAAGCAAGCUGGGAACGUAUCAAAGCUUUGAUAGGGACAUUUGACUUGGAUGUUGGCCGCGUCCUUGACGUAGUCAUCGAUGUUUUCUCUGCAACCAUGCUUAGAAAUCUCAUUUUUUUCACUAGACUCCUCCGCAUAAGCUCAUGGUGGCCGCGCAACCAAGUUGAACAUGCAGAAAGAUUGCUUGCUGGGGGGUUGCCAAUGUGGGCAUUGCCUCAGAACGAAGAUGUCAACACGGAAGUCCUGCGAGCCAAGCUAGAAGAUCAGACCCAUAAGAGAGAUAUGGCUUUUUGGGAAAGAGCCCGAGAAAUCCAUCUUGAUGCCUUCUUUGAGCUAGGGGGUAGGCGAAUCGAAGCUGACGAACUUCAACGCUUACAGGACAGUAUAUCGGAAUCAGAUCCAAGUUAUGGCCCGGCACUUGCGUGGAUGAAGGCCACCAGAACGCUCCCGCCUUGUGGGAACAGAGUUGCCGCUCAACUGCUUGGCUUCAAGUUCCGCUUUUAUACCUCUGAUGCGAGAGACAAGGGGGAAACAUUGCCAGCCAAUCUGUAUUAUCUCGCAGCGUUCCUCAUUAAAAUUGGGUUUAUAUCUUUGGCCGACUUAUAUACACACUUGUGGCCUGCAGAUGAAGAUAUGGAUGCUCUUCGGAGUCGUCGGGAGGACGAACUUGCCGAGAAAGAGAGGAGUGCUAGGGAAGGAAAUAUCCCGAACGCGCUACUAAUGGCUGGGGCGUUGACAGAUGACACGCUCCCGACCACUUCCAAGGUACGCGAGUCCAGCGCUAUGAAAAUUGACGACAAGGCCCAAGAAACGGCUGGUCAAGCUCAGGAGGACGAAACCAGCCUUCCGGAGCCCAAGGAGGCUCAAAAGGCAGAUCUUGUUUCGCAUCUCUUCGUCGUUGGCGCAAUCCCAGAAGCGCUUUUUAUCAUCGGCCGAUUUCCUUGGCUUCCUGAAGCAUACCCAGACGAAAUUUAUCCUGCGAUCAACCGCAUCUUACUCUGUUCGAUCAACAAAGUUUACGAAGCUUCUCGGCCCAACAACAUGAUCUCCACUGCUACGGUCAUGGUGAAACCAGACAUAGCCAUAGACCAAGGCAGUAUGCCAAAGGGUAACCUUCGAUUAGUAGAGGGUUCACCUAUCAAAGUUUUAAGAUGGCCACACGCAGACGGUACCAGUAAAGGGACGCUUUAUCGAUUCUAUCUCGACGAAUGGUCUGAUAACGUACCCAUCUGUCAAACAGUCGACGAUGUUUUCACGCUAUGCCACACCUUCCUCAACAUUUCCGGCGUAAACAUUGGCAGAGAUCCUACUCUUGUCAAGAAAAUCGCAAGCAUCGGUGUGAUGAGCUUAAGCCAUGACAAGUCCUCUCACAACGUUUCCCGCUGGCAAGAUUUGCUUCGUCGGACUUUGGUGCCGUCACUUUGUCUCACGAAUGCCAAUGUCGAUGCUGUAGCUGCGGUCUGGGACCUCCUCAAGUAUUACCCAACACAAGUGCGAUACAAUAUAUAUGCAGAAUGCUAUGAAGGGUCAAUAUCACGACUGGAAGCUAUGAAGCAAGCCUUUAAAACUGCCAGGUCGGAUACUCUUGCAACACUUAAAAGAUUAUCACUUGAAAAUAUUCCUAUGUCUGCAAAAAAGCUUGCCAAGAUUGCGCUAUCAUCCCCGGGUGUGGUAUGCAAGGUCGCGUUGGAUCAGAUAGAAGCUUAUACCAACCUGAUCACAGCUUUUGUUGAAUGCACGAAAUACUUUACGGAGUUGGGGUACGAUGUAUUGGUUUGGUCCCUACUCAGCUCAUUGGGGGGCAAACAAAGAAGCCGGACACAGGAGACUUCCAUCCUCCUUACAAGCAGGUGGCUACAAGCACUGUCUAAAUUCUCCGGCAAAGUGUUCCGACGAUAUGAGAACGUGGAUCCCACGCCGGUUAUCCAGUACGUGAAUGAACAGGUGGCUCACGGCAAUUCUACGGACUUGGUAAUCCUCCGAGAAUUAAUCACCUCUAUGGCUGGAAUCGUCCCAGACGUUGACUUUACCGAUAGCCAACUGUCUGCUCUCAGUGGUGGUGAACUUCUUCGACGUCAAACCCUUACCGGACUAGGCGAUAAGCGCUAUGAGUCUGAGAAAAGUGCUUCUCGGUUAAUGAAGGCAUUACUUCAGACAAACAUGGCUUCACAGCUGCUAAUCAACAUGGCGCAAUAUCGGCAAUCUGCUAUUUAUCAGCUACCCGAAGACGAAGCGCACAUCAAAUACCUGGCGACGGUGGUUGACGACUCUCAACAAGCUCUUGUGCAGUAUAUGGAGUUGUUGCGGCACAAUCUAUCCGCGGAGGAAUUCGAUGCACGUGUACCCAGUAUACCAUCUCUCAUGACAGAUCUCGGACUCGAGGCAAACCUCGCGUUUCUCAUUGGUCGAGCCAGCCUCACGUACUAUCUGACGGGUCCGGGCGAUAAAAUGCCUGUCAAACAAACGGUAGAUGUUGAGGGUGAUACUCCGAUGGAUGGUAAUGAUAGCUCUGCCGUGCCUAAUGUCGCCGACAAGUCCUCAGAAGCCAUGGCGAUAGAUGGCACAGAGGCGACUGAGGGCUCCUCCGAGCACCUGCCACCUCUGACUGUCUCGGGUCAAUCUUCAGACCGGUUCCUGGAUGUUCUCAACCCCAUCAUUGAAGCAGUGAAGCCUUUGCUUCCACAGAACACAUGGAAGAAGAUCAGUCCAGAGUUUUUCGUUCUGUUCUGGGCCCUACAAACUGGUGAUCUUGACGUCCCGAUAGAUAGCUAUAAGGCUGAGUUUUCAAAACUAGACAAAGAGCGUGAUGAACUUAAAAGGGAUCGGAGCGAUAUGAGUCGUAAUGGUGCGAACCGGAAAGAGGCAAAAAUGGCCGCCAUUGAACGUCUUUCUAAAGAGGUACCCGACGAAGCAAGCAUCUGCAAAGAACGCGUAACGAAAACGAAGCUCCUGCUCAUUAAGCAGAGUCCGAUAUGGUUCAACUCUUCUGCCAAAUCCGAUUCAAUAGCCGACACUCUCAUCGAGGAAUGUUUGCUCCCGCGGACACUGUUGUCACCUGGAGAUGCCGAUUUUUGCCACCGGAUCAUCAGAUUCUUACAUUUCAACCGUGUUUCACAUUUCAAAUUAUCAAGUCUCUACAACCGUCUUUUCAACGUGAAUAGGCUACGAUCAAUGAUAUUCGGUUGUACGGUCCGGGAAGCCGAAUUUCUAGGUCGUUUUAUCAAGCUUACACUCGGAGAGCUGUCUGUCUGGCACACGAAGAAGGAAGUAUAUGAGAAAGAAGCAAUUGGGCACGGCAGACUCGGUUUUGCGACGACUUUAGAUGAGAGUGGAAAGCCACUUACGUUCAUGGCACAUGACGAAUUCCGCGACCUGCUUUGGACAUGGCAUCGAAAUUUGUUUGCAGCUCUCAAAGCCUGCCUCGGUGACACCGAGUGGAUGCAUAUUCGAAAUGCGAUCACGGUGCUCAAAUAUGGACUGGAAUACUUCCCUUCAGUAGAUUUUAUGGGUCGACAGCUGAAUACGAGCCUUGCUAGAAUAGCUGAACGUGAAGCUGCUACUAAGUCUGACAAUGAUGAUGGUCAGGGCCAUCGGGUGGAUUUGGCGGUAACUGCAAAUACUGCAAUCUCUGCGCUCAAAAAACGCUCAACAAAGUGGGUGAUGGUUCAGGAAUUUCGACCCAAUACUAGCGGCGAUGCAGUCGACGAUAGGAAGGGUUUCGAAGCCAGCAAGUCGUCUCAACAAUCAGGUCUCAGGCCAAAUGCUCCAGAAUUCAAGUCUCAAGUUACAAGUGCGGCGACACGAACGAAGCCUAAUGCCGAUGAAGAAGAUGGCGAAGUGAAGGACGGAAAUAUCUUAUUAGUCUCUCAGUCAACUGGCGCCAUCCCAAAGGAUACAACUGCCACACGACCACCGCCACCACAGCGUCAAGGCCCGGUUCCUGGACCUCAAAAAGGAGAUCCGAAGCACAUCCCCAGUAGAUCCUCGACUCCAGGUGUAGCACCCGCUUCUGCUACAGCACCUAGUGGACGAGCAGAAUCUGGACGCCCAUUGAGCUUUGCCUCAAUGCCGGGUGGAAUGCAUGGGCUUCCAAGCCGACCAGAAGUACCAUUUCCAGCCCACUUUACUCACGACCAAUUCGGCACAAUAAAGACAACACACCUUCGGGACCACAGGGAAGUCAAGGAUCAUCGUGAGGCAAGGGAACACCGAGAUCCUAGAGAAACUAGAGAAACACGGGAUGUUGGCCCAAGGGACAAUCGGGAUCUACGUGAUUCGAGAUCUAAUAGGUUAUCUGACGAUUCUCGACCGCCUAGACCUCGGGAAUAUCAGACGCCUGAUCGUCGAUUACCGGAAUCGCAGGCUCGUGAAUCUCAUAGAUCAGAAAGAGACCGACCACCGCACCGCUCAGACUCAACGCGGCACAUGGAAUCUGGUCCUCAAGAUCGUGACCUUCAUCAGGCGAAAGACAGAGUACCCUCAGGUGCGAAUCUAUUACGAAGCAGCGACGCUGGCAGAGAUACACGAGACGUACCCGUUCCUGCAAUACCAAUGGCACCACCUUCCCAGCCCGAACUUCCAGGACCAACAGUCAACCCUGAACGCGCUCGGCUUAUUAAUGCUGAACGAUCUGACGAUCGUUCCCCAGCAAUGAAACCAGCCCGGGCUCCAUUACUAAACGACAGCCGGCACAAUCGAGAGGACAGUCGAGACCGUAACUCUUCGCGAGUUGUUUCGCCGAGACGGGGAGACCGUUCUGACACUUAUGGUGGUGAGCUGGCACGAGACGACCGUCGUGCGCACCGUAGUGAUCAUCAUACUCAGAGUCGUGACCAGCGAAACGAGCCGCAAGGGACACCAACAAGGGGCGGUCGAACUGGGGAUCACGAGGCUGAUCGGUCUCGAGAUACAUCUGCCCUUUCUGGUCAGACAUCUUCGACUCGGGGCGAGCCAGAACAUGGUAGACUGAACAUGCAGGAUCCCGAAUAUGGUCGUCUCAGCUCAAUUCCCUCAACCAAUGACGUGGGUAAUCCGCCGGACGGCCCUCGGGGACGCGGCCGUACUAUGGCUCGUGGCCCCGUGAACAUCCCACAAGCACGUCCUGAGCCUGUCCACCGGCCACCAUCGCCCGAAAGACAUCAUCCUCCUACUGGGCCUUCGUCGUCUAGACAACGUCGCAACCAGAAUGGAAUGCAACAAGUCCCUAUCUCAAGUUCACCAGGUGCCGGAUCCGCAGCAGCAUUACCAGGAAUGCACCCAGAUCGAUUAAGAGCUCUAAAUUCUAGUAUGGGUGGAAACCCAUCACCAUCACAAUCGGCAUAUGCGCCUCCAAUGCCAGCUCCGGCACCCGUUCACCCGGACCGCAUAGCUCAGAUAGCUCCACAAUCCUCAGCUCCUGGAGGUCCGCACCAGGGAAGUCGAUCCCUUCCUCCAUUACAAACAGACCGACUUCCACUUGCUAGUGCACCAGGUCACAGGCCACCUCCGCCCAAUCUGUCAAAGCCCGCCGGAGCUGAGAAUAAUCAAAUGUCGGCACCAACUGGGCCGGCAACAGCUGCCGAUCGCUCUCGUAACAGUCGCAGGCAGUUAUCAGGCAUUAAUAGUAUUCUGCAGGGGGGGCCGAACGUUCGCUCUAAGGGCUCAAGAACUAGUUUAGCAGGCUCAGAUGCCCAAGUUCUCACAGGUGCUUCGCCAGUAUCUACUCCUGUCUCAGAGCGAGCUGAUCCCUUCCCCCUGAAGGAGCGUCCGAGUCGAAGCGACCAUGAACGCGGCCGCAGGGAGCAUGAUGGGAGUGAGCGAUCUUCCCGCUCUCAACGAAGGAGCAGUCGAGAGCGGAGUUCCGAAAGAGACCAUAGAUCAAAGGACCAUCGAGAUUACAGAGAUCGCAAGUCUGGUGGUGGAUCUGGCCACGGAAGAGAAGGGGAGAAGGAGUCUAUACGUAGAUCUGGACGAGAACAGAACACAGGUCGGGAGGUGUUGCCGGUCCGUGGAGAUAUUAUAGGUAAUGGGCGCGAUGGGCCGCGGGAACUACGUCACCGAGGAGAUGGAGGGAAUGGUAGACAUGAUGACAUUGGGCGUGGUGGGGGCGGGCGCGGCGGUGUUCCUCGUGCAGAGGGCCAUCGAGAGCUGCGCAGUGGUAACGAAGACCACCGAAAUAGAAAACGCCGGAGCGAAGAGUUUGGGGGGCCGAUUGAAAAGCGACAGAGACGGUAG
Messenger RNA from Xylaria bambusicola, 7149 nucleotides. Its product is annotated as transcription factor/nuclear export subunit protein 2-domain-containing protein. Bases 1 to 7149 code for a protein of 2382 amino acids. The transcript is spliced from 3 exons. Gene Ontology annotation, cellular component: THO complex part of transcription export complex. Gene Ontology annotation, molecular function: mRNA binding. Gene Ontology annotation, biological process: mRNA processing; mRNA export from nucleus. NCBI's taxonomy places the organism in Eukaryota, Fungi, Ascomycota, Sordariomycetes, Xylariales, Xylariaceae. The record is from RefSeq and is a predicted model, not a curated record.